Messenger RNA from Punica granatum (pomegranate), 2634 nucleotides. The record is from RefSeq and is a predicted model, not a curated record. NCBI's taxonomy places the organism in Eukaryota, Viridiplantae, Streptophyta, Magnoliopsida, Myrtales, Lythraceae.
GAAGCUCGUCUUCGCUCUGCGAUAGGAGAGACUUCUGAAGAGCCCCAAUCUGAAAAAGGAGUGAAAAAGAGAAAAAGGAAAGGCGACGAGCCCUUCCUCCGACCGUCAGAUCCGACUCUCGCCGGCGACCGCCAUGUCCUCCGCCCUCCGAUCCCUCGCCAUCCCCCUCCUCCUCGUCCUCCUUCACGCCAUUUCGCCGGCCCUCGCCUCUGAGUCAGAUCACCGGUAUCAGCCAGAUGAUCGAGUAAACCUCUGGGUGAAUAAGGUUGGGCCCUACAAUAAUCCUCAAGAGACCUAUAACUACUACAGUCUUCCAUUUUGCCAUGCAUCUGGGAAUCCUGCUCACAAAUGGGGUGGUCUUGGGGAGGUCCUUGGAGGAAAUGAGCUUAUCGAUAGUCAGAUUGAGAUAAAGUUCCGAAAGAAUGUGGAUAAAGCUACUAUUUGUCACCUCGAGCUUGACGAAGCAAAGGUCAAACAAUUCAAGGAUGCCAUUGAGAACAGUUACUGGUUCGAAUUCUUCAUGGAUGACCUGCCAUUAUGGGGUUUUGUUGGUGAACUGCAUACUGAAAAGGAUGGUGAUAGCAACAAGCAUGUCCUAUACACGCAUAAAAGGAUUACUAUUCAAUACAACAAGGAUCAGAUUAUCCACGUUAAUCUGACACAAGAGAACCCAAAACCUUUGGAAGUGGGAAGGACCUUGGACUUGACAUACUCCGUUAAAUGGGACUCUACUAAUAUCAGCUUUGCACACCGGUUUGAUGUUUAUUUGGACUAUCCUUUCUUUGAGCAUCAGAUUCAUUGGUUUUCCAUUUUUAACUCAUUCAUGAUGGUUAUAUUCCUCACCGGUUUGGUGUCAAUGAUACUGAUGAGAACUCUGAGAAAUGAUUAUGCAAAAUAUGCGAGGGAAGAUGAUGACCUGGAGAGUCUGGAAAGGGAUGUGAGUGAGGAGUCGGGUUGGAAACUUGUCCAUGGAGAUGUUUUCAGGCCUCCACGUAAUCUAGUCCUUCUUUCAGCUCUUGUUGGAACAGGCGCUCAGCUAGCAUUGCUCAUUCUCCUCGUUAUUCUAUUGGCUAUUGUUGGGAUGUUGUAUGUUGGGAGAGGAGCAAUUGUCACCACUUUUAUCCUGUGCUAUGCUUUCACUUCAUUUAUCUCUGGAUACGUGAGUGGUGGGAUGUACUCAAGAAACGGCGGUAAAAGCUGGAUAAAAUCUAUGAUCCUCACAGCGUCUCUGUUCCCAUUUUUGUGCUUCGGAAUUGGCUUUGUCCUCAACACCAUAGCUAUAUUCUAUGGGUCUCUGGCGGCUAUUCCAUUUGGCACUAUGGUGGUGGUUUUUGUCAUCUGGGCCUUCAUCUCUUUUCCUCUGGCACUUCUGGGUACAGUUGUAGGAAGAAACUGGAGUGGUGCACCGAACAACCCAUGUCGUGUCAAGACUAUUCCUCGCCCGAUUCCCGAGAAGAAAUGGUACCUAACUCCAUCUGUCGUAUCAAUGAUGGGUGGAUUACUGCCAUUUGGCAGCAUCUUCAUCGAGAUGUACUUUGUCUUCACAUCCUUCUGGAAUUACAAGGUUUACUAUGUGUAUGGCUUCAUGCUACUGGUGUUUCUGAUUCUCAUCAUCGUGACUGUGUGUGUGACAAUCGUCGGGACGUAUUUCCUUCUGAAUGCUGAGAAUUACCACUGGCAGUGGACAUCGUUCUUCUCUGCAGCUUCAACAGCAGUCUACGUGUAUUUGUACUCGAUUUAUUACUACCAUGUGAAGACUAAAAUGUCGGGAUUCUUCCAGACCAGCUUCUACUUUGGUUACACUCUGAUGUUCUGUCUCGGUCUAGGAAUCCUGUGUGGAGCUGUCGGUUUUCUGGGUUCCAACUUGUUCGUUCGCAGGAUCUACAGAAACAUCAAGUGCGAUUAGAGGGUUUCCUUGGAGGUCCUUGGUGGUUCCUCAAACAAAUCUGUUGUGGACAAACUAUAAAUUCAAGAAGCGGCGACUGUUUAAUGUUAUGGGGGAUGCCCCUACGAUGCGAAACGGGAAAAAGAGAAACCGUAGGGUUUACUGCUGGGGCUGUACUCUUCUUGUCUGUGGAUUCGGGUAAGCUCCAGGAAAUUUUUGUUUUAUACUGUAUCCCCACCCUUAAUUGAAGCAUUACCAUAGAAUGUAGAGACCUUUUUUUUUUUUUUUCCCUUUUUUCCCCCUUUAUUGGGUGAUCCAAAACUGUGGAGUUUUAUCGGAUUUUCCUUGCCAUUUUGUGCUUAAGAACGGGAGCCUCGUGAAGAAUGUGCUUAGUUUCUCUCCACUUGUGGCCUCUCUUAGUUGCCUCAUUGUGUCGUCAGUAAAGAUAUGCAUGGCUCCAAUACAGUUUGAAUAUUCCAUCUUUUAGACCCUCUAGUUAGUCGGAGCUCGGGCGCAGGAUAGCCUAUGAAGAAUGAUAAGUAAACCGUAAACUGGCAUUGUCAGAUUUCCUUAUUGACGGUCAAAUUUCUUGACAUGAUUAAUUGUGAAGCUAGGAUAAUUGUGGGUUUUCCGAACUUUGUUGAUCGGUUAUGGUCUCUUUUGAGUCUUGACUUGUUCUGGAUGUUUGUAUGACCAUAUCUUCAGACUGAUGAGUCAUAAUGAGAAGUGAUGUGCCUUUCGAGUCUUAA